Messenger RNA from Ostrea edulis (European flat oyster), 2324 nucleotides. Its product is annotated as magnesium-dependent phosphatase 1-like. The record is from RefSeq and is a predicted model, not a curated record. NCBI's taxonomy places the organism in Eukaryota, Metazoa, Mollusca, Bivalvia, Ostreida, Ostreidae. The transcript has 8 exons. Bases 395 to 871 code for a protein of 158 amino acids. Gene Ontology annotation, molecular function: acid phosphatase activity.
UGUUUUCACCGGAAUUUCUUCAGCAACUGACCACGUGUCUUAGUUUCGUAUUUGCACCCAUCUAUAUGCUAGGAAUCAUGGUGACACCUACAUGUUGUAUAUCAACAUUUUUACUAAGCACUCAGCUACAUUUGACAUGCAUCCUAAAAUUAUUGUAUACAUUUUUACACAUGUAAUAUCACUUCAAAUACAGGGUAAUUCCAUUUUUUGAAAAAGUUGAACGGGCCUAUAGUGCGAAACUGUCCCCUGCUACCUUACUUUCAGUUUUAAUGUUGCCCAGAGGAGAAGGGCGCACUUGUUUCACCCGAGUUAUGCCGCUUACGGAAGCGGAUAACCCGGUCGUCGCCCGGAAGUCCGAAACAAAUGCGUCCUGUGAGAAAGCUCAAAGCAGGUCAUGGACAAAAAAUCUGAAAAACCCAAGUUGGUAGUAUUUGAUCUUGAUUACACGCUUUGGCCUUUCUGGAUUGACACACACUAUGAUGCUCCUUUCACAAAAAUAAGCAACACAGAUGUCAAAGAUUGUCAUGGUCGACAGGUACCUUAUUACCAGGCUGUACCGAGAGUUUUACAAAAUCUGAAGAGAGAUGGCAUUAUGGUCGGGGUGGCCUCAAGAACCUCUUGCACCAGCGAAGCAAGGGAGCUAAUCCAAUGCUUUGAAUGGGAUCAAUAUUUUGACUAUGUACAGAUUUAUCCAGGGGGUAAAACAAAGCAUCUAACACAAAUCAAGGAAGACAGUGGAAUAGAGUUUCAUGAUAUGAUAUUCUUUGAUGAUGAACACAGAAAUAUACGAGAUGUAUCAAAGUUAGCAAUGCAAAAUAGAGAGUUGGGAAACAUGGACCCCUGGAUAACAGAGAUGGGAUCAAGUGCCUAGGAGGAGUAAGCAUUCCCUGUUGACCGGUCACACUAUGUAUUGAUUUAGGUGUGACAUCUUUCUUUGUUCAAGAUGGCGUCACCAAUGAAGUCAUGCGCUGUGGAUUUGACAACCAUAAAAAUGGUGUAAAACAUAAUAUAUGAUGAAACUCAUAGUGUUUAAUCAAGGUAGCUUAUUACACUAAAAAAAUUAAUUGCUCAUUUUUGUAAAACAUAAUUUUUAUUAUUCAGGGAAAAACACCCAGAAAUUCAUAUAAAAUACUUGAGAACUUGUAUUGUAAACUCUUUUGAAGGUGAAAUCAUGCUUCAUAUGAGAUGCUUUAGCGAGACAUUAGAUAUGAUUAUAGUGCAAAGAGCUACUUUAGAUUUUACUGUGUACCAUAUAAUUUAUAUUUUCAGUAAAGCCAUUCUUGUGAUUUUUAGAAAAUUGUAUUUCUCACCCUUCUUCUCAUGAGUCACUGUGUCCUUUUCAUCUAAACUUACAUACAUAUAUAUACUACAAAGCAACCUUGACUGACAGGGAUUCAAACUGCAUGUAGUUUUAAAAAAUGGACUUUUCCUAUACUGAGGGGAGAUAAUGGGGACAGUAAUGAAAAUAAGAUGGGAUGUUUGAUUGAUUGAUUCAUGUUUUCCGCCACACUCAACAAUUUUUCAGUUAUGUUUGAAUAGUCCUCCAUUAAGAACCACCUGACCAGAAAAACAGAAGCUUGCAUUAAUUAUUUUAUAUACCGAAGAUUAAAUUUUGUUCACCUGUGACAUAUUGGGCCGGGGUUGGACCACAACAGGGUGUUUAAAGUUUUACUGAAGACCAUUAAAGAAGAAAUAUUUACAAAUCUUCUCACAAGCCUACAGUUUAUCAAAUUAAUAUGCAAACAUUUUCAUGUAAUGUAGAUUUAUGCAUAUGCAAAUCAUGACUCCUGAGGUUAAGAUGGGACAACAAUUGUGAAUAAUUAAAAAUAUUUUCAAGAAUUGCGAGGUUGCAGUAUGUCAAGAAAAUAUUGAUGAGAUUGACCAAUCUCUUCACAAAGUACAUUGUAAACUUUGAAUUUAGUCGUUGACCCUAAAAUGAAAGGUUAAUAGUUCAAUGCAUUACUUAUUUGGGAAAUAGAAUUGGAUCAUAAGGGCUGCUAUGUUGACAAUACUUGCUUUGCCCUGAACAUUAACAGUUCUCGUGUUCAUAUUUUAAGAAAUCUUUCACAUUUAGUCUUCUUUUUUCUGUUAAGACCAUUCAGUGAACUGUUAUAUAGUCAUGGCAUUAUGGGUUUGAUUUUACCAUAUUUGUUUAGAGUUUAACAAAGCUAUAAAUGGAUAUGUACAUUUGAUUUUGACAUGUUAUUUUUAAGACUUGUUAUCGUUGUAUAUAUGCCUCAGGAAUUUAAUGUAUCUGAAACUGUUUAUUGUAUAUAUUGUGAAACGUUAUUAAUAUGUACAUUUAUUAAACUCAUGGAUUUGAA